This is a messenger RNA of Sesamum indicum (sesame), 3239 nucleotides long. Its product is annotated as alpha,alpha-trehalose-phosphate synthase [UDP-forming] 1. Gene Ontology annotation, cellular component: cytosol. Gene Ontology annotation, molecular function: trehalose-phosphatase activity; alpha,alpha-trehalose-phosphate synthase (UDP-forming) activity. The record is from RefSeq and is a predicted model, not a curated record. Gene Ontology annotation, biological process: trehalose biosynthetic process. Lineage: Eukaryota; Viridiplantae; Streptophyta; Magnoliopsida; Lamiales; Pedaliaceae.
CAUCAAACAUAGAUGGCAUAAAUCCUGCUAAUUCCAUGGAGGACACUAAGACUUCACACGAACACGGUUUUCUCUGCUUUCCUCGAUUCCUGGCGUAAGCAGUAGGCUUGUAAUCCCCAGGUUUUAAGCUAUGUUUUGAGUUUCAAGCAAGAGAGCUUUUCAGUUCGUGCAAAUUGUAUUUUCCAACUAGCUAAAUCCCAUUGGUUUCAUCUGCAUGGCUGCCCGGCCCUACAUACCCUGUGAGGCUUACACGAGGAUUCGUCUUUGCUUGCUCUUCUUCACUGGCUAUGCUAUUUCUCUGCCACCCGGAGAAUCUUUCAACCACUACCUAUUUUGCUUCUUUUUCUCUCUUCUUUCCGGGUUUCACUCUGCGCUGUUCUGAGCUUAGAGGGUUUUGGUGUCGAAUUGGGGCAAUUGCUUUCAGGCAUACUUGAACUGUACUAAAGCUCAUUUUGGAGGUCUUUCUCUGAAUUGCUCAUAUGCCUGGCAACAAGUAUAACGACAACUCACAAGUUCUCAGUGAUCGAGUAGGGAGACUCGUCAGAGAAAGGGAACGGAGGAGAAGCAACAGAAUUCCUUCAUUAAAUGAUGGAAAUGAUGGAAACCGAGGAAUUGAGAUCUCUGAGCAUGAUAUUUCAGGGACUUCCUAUGUAGAGCAUUAUUUGGAAGGAGCUGCACGAGCACGUAAUGAAGGGUGGGAAAGGCCUGAUGGUAGGCCAAUCAGACAGAGAUUGCUAGUGGUUGCUAAUAGACUUCCUGUAUCUGCAGUGAGGAGAGGUGAGGAUUCCUGGUCGCUAGAGAUAAGUGCAGGAGGUCUAGUCAGUGCUCUUCUGGGUGUUAAGGAGUUUGAGGCACGAUGGAUUGGUUGGGCAGGUGUAAAUGUGCCAGACGAGGUUGGGCAAAAGGCUCUUAGUAGAGCACUAGCUGAGAAGAGGUGCAUUCCUGUUUUCCUUGAUGAAGAGAUCGUUCAUCAGUAUUACAAUGGCUACUGCAACAAUAUAUUAUGGCCUCUGUUUCAUUAUCUUGGACUUCCUCAAGAAGACCGUCUUGCAACUACCAGGAGUUUUCAGUCGCAGUUUACUGCAUAUAAAAAGGCGAACAAAAUGUUUGCUGAUGUUGUUAACAGAAAUUAUGAAGAGGGUGAUGUUGUUUGGUGUCACGACUACCAUCUAAUGUACCUUCCAAAAUAUCUGAAGAAAUACAACAACAAGAUGAAAGUUGGAUGGUUUCUGCAUACUCCCUUUCCGUCUUCCGAAAUCCACCGGACUUUGCCAUCUCGAUCAAAGCUACUACGUUCAGUUUUGCAUGCCGAUUUAGUGGGUUUCCACACAUAUGAUUAUGCAAGGCAUUUUGUGAGUGCUUGUACUCGUAUUCUUGGACUGGAAGGUACUCCUGAAGGAGUAGAGGAUCAAGGGAGACUAACUCGUGUGGCUGCGUUCCCCAUAGGCAUUGAUUCUGAAAGGUUCAUCCAUGCCCUUGAAGCUCCUCAGGUCCAGGAACGCAUUAAAGAAUUAAAAGAAAGAUUUGCUGGAAGGAAGGUAAUGCUUGGUGUGGAUCGUCUUGAUAUGAUAAAAGGAAUCCCUCAAAAGAUACUAGCAUUUGAAAAGUUUCUGGAGGAAAAUCCAUCCUGGUGCGAUAAGGUGGUUUUGCUGCAAAUUGCUGUGCCGACAAGGACCGAUGUCCCUGAAUACCAAAAGCUUACAAGCCAGGUUCAUGAAAUUGUUGGGAGGAUCAAUGGCCGAUUUGGAACUUUGACGGCUGUUCCAAUUCAUCAUCUGGAUCGUUCUCUUGACUUCCAUGCCUUGUGUGCACUGUAUGCUGUAACUGAUGUAGCACUUGUUACGUCUUUGCGGGAUGGAAUGAAUCUUGUCAGCUAUGAGUUUGUGGCAUGUCAAGAUUCCAAAAGAGGAGUUCUCAUCCUCAGCGAAUUUGCUGGAGCAGCACAGUCUCUUGGUGCUGGAGCAAUUCUUGUAAAUCCUUGGAACAUCACAGAAGUUGCUGCUGCAAUAGACCAAGCUUUGAAUAUGUCCCAUGAAGAAAGAGAGAAACGUCAUCGGCAUAACUUUGAGCAUGUGACAACUCAUACUGCUCAACAAUGGGCUGAAUUCUUUGUAAGCGAACUAAAUGAUACUGUUAUUGAAGCUCAGCAAAGAACCAGAAAAGUUCCACCGCAACUUGCCAUCAGUGAUGCAAUCAAGCGUUACUUGAAGUCUAAUAAUCGACUACUCAUACUGGGUUUUAAUGCUACUCUAACCGAGCAAAUUGACACUCCUGGAAGAAGGGGAGAUCAGAUCAAAGAAAUGGAACUUAAAUUGCAUCCUGAGUUGAGAGGACCUCUGACAAUGCUUUGUAGUGACCCAAAUACAACAAUUGUGGUCCUUAGUGGAAGUGACAGAAGCGUCCUGGAUGAUAACUUUGGAGAAUACAAUAUGUGGUUGGCAGCUGAAAAUGGGAUGUUUCUACGAUCUACAAGAGGAGAAUGGAUGACAACAAUGCCAGAGCACUUGAAUAUGGAUUGGGUUGACAGUGUAAAGCAUGUUUUUGAGUAUUUCACUGAAAGAACCCCAAGAUCGCACUUUGAACGUCGUGAAACUUCACUUGUGUGGAACUACAAGUAUGCAGAUGUUGAAUUUGGAAGAUUGCAAGCUAGAGAUAUGCUGCAGCAUCUCUGGACUGGUCCAAUUUCUAACUCAUCAGUUGAUGUUGUCCAAGGAAGCCGGUCUGUUGAGGUGCGAGCUGUUGGUGUCACAAAGGGAGCGGCUAUUGACCGGAUCUUGGGAGAGAUUGUUCAUAGUAAAUCCAUCUCCACACCAAUAGAUUACGUCUUGUGCAUAGGUCAUUUCUUAGGAAAGGACGAGGAUGUGUACACAUUUUUUGAACCAGAGCUCCCCCCGGAUUCCUUCGGUCUACCAAGAACUAAGGUAACAGAUGCAAUUAAGCUCUCAGUCGAGAAAAGGCCACCUCCAAAGUUUCCAACUGGCAGAAGCAGCUCGAAGCCUCCAAGUAAGAGUCAGCAGCAUAGUACUAACUCAGACAAGAAAGCAACAAAUGGUGCCUCUGGUAGCAGCAAACGGUCAUCAUCAGAAAAUUCUUCUUGGAAUGUGCUUGAUCUGAAAAAGGAGAACUAUUUUUCUUGUGCUGUUGGCCGAACACGUACGAAUGCACGGUAUCUUCUUAACACCUCAGAUGAUGUUGUUGCGUUUCUCAAGGAGUUGGCAGAAGCAGCCUUCUCAAACUAG